UAAAACUAUUUGCUGCAUUGUGGGAACAUGGCGCCGCCCAGCAGCACGGUCGUAUCCAUCUGUCUCGUGCUGAAUAUUUGCUGUUCUAUAGUGAUCGUCUUGUUAAACAAAUGGAUCUACACUCAUUACGGAUUUCCGAACAUCACUUUGACAUGCAUUCACUUCAUCGUCACCACAUUUGGACUGUUUCUCUGCAAACUGGGUAAUCUAUUUAAACCCAAAAGUCUUCCGUUCCUGCAGAUGCUGCCCCUUGCGUUGUCAUUUUGUGGUUUUGUCGUUUUCACUAAUUUAUCUCUUGAAACGAACACUGUUGGAACGUAUCAGCUGAUCAAGACAAUGACAACACCAUGCAUCAUUGCCAUUCAAACGUAUGCUUAUUCACGAAGCUUUUCUUGGAAGGUGAAAUCUACCUUGAUUCCCAUCACAAUGGGUGUCUUCCUCAACUCUUUCUACGAUGUCAAGUUUAAUAUCGUUGGUAUUAGUUUUGCUUCAGCGGGAGUAUUGGUCACAUCUCUUUACCAAGUGUGGGUAGGUGAGAAACAGCAUGAAUUCCAAGUAAACUCCAUGCAGCUCCUCUACUACCAAGCUCCCCUCUCUGCAGUCCUCCUGAUGUUUGUCAUUCCGUUCUUUGAACCAGUCUUGCAGUUCCACGGGGUUCUCCACAACUGGCCCAUCGAGGCUCUUGUGAUGGUGUUCCUGUCUGGUGUGGUUGCCUUCUCAGUUAACCUUUCCAUCUUUUGGAUCAUCGGCAACACAUCACCUGUCACAUAUAACAUGGUGGGGCACCUCAAGUUUUGUCUCACUCUCCUGGGAGGCUACUUGCUGUUCGACGACCACCUACAGCUGUUGCAGGUCUUUGGCAUUCUCACCACCCUCGGAGGAGUGCUUGCCUACACACAUUUUAAACUGCAAGAGAUGAAGGCCAAGAGUCUGCCUGUAACAGAAAAGCAAUAGAAGUCAUCUGUGGGAAUAUGUGAGGAUGUUUCUUCACAAGAAUCAAUCUGUGUUGGAGUCUAAUCUGGGGUGAUGUGAUACAGGGUUGUCAUGACAACAUCAUCAUCAUGAAAGCGUGUAUCUGGCCAUUGGGGAAACUGAAUGUGUCAUGUUUAAACACUGUGUUGUUUGUUGUUGUUUUAGAGAUUAUAUUAUAUUUUUAUAUGUUGUUUGAGGACUCUGAACAUUCUUGAAGCAGUGUUCUUUCCAGUUAGUGAAAAACAGAAACCACAAGUGAUAAUAUGUGAUAUCAUUCUGAGAGAGGGCAUUCAGAAAGAAAUGUGUUUCAAUAGAACAAAUCAAAAUAGCUACCGGUAAUUAGACAUUUUUAGUUUUAGUCAAACUAUAAGACAGUGUAAGCUAGUCAAUGUUAAUAAUUGGAUCUAUCAAACUGCUUGUUUCAGUGUCAGGUUGUGUUGUCAGUUUCAAAGCAUUGCAAUGCUGACUCUCCAGCCAUACCUUGACUCCGCACUCUAUAUGUGGAGGGUUAAGAAUGCUAUUUGUAAUGAGCUUGUUCCUUGUGACAGGUCAUAUCAUUUAAAGCCAGGGAAGAAAUGCACUUUACACAUAUAAAUUGGGCAAAUGGUGGAAAAGUUGAAAUUGCGGACCCUGAAGGAACAUAUUUCUUUGAACCAUCCCUUUGUUUGGUAUUCUCAAAUUCCAAAAGGCACUCUAUUUGUCCACACUCAGUGGCACAUUUGAGAAAAACAAAGUACAUUUCUGUCCCAGUUUCCUGAGGAAGACAUUAAUUUCAUUUAAGUAUGAAACAUAAAGCUCAACUGGGCAUAAAUAUCUGGGUUAGAUUCUGUUGCAGUGGGAACCAGUGAUGGUUGUAGUAGGUCUUGUAUCAUGGGCUGACUAGCAAUACGGAUCACAGAGAUAAAACAUCAUUGACUGGAUCAUCAAUAAAUAUAGGAGAAGUAACGCUAAG
Messenger RNA from Haliotis rubra (blacklip abalone), 1924 nucleotides. RefSeq names its product solute carrier family 35 member E3-like. Gene Ontology annotation, molecular function: nucleotide-sugar transmembrane transporter activity; antiporter activity. The record is from RefSeq and is a predicted model, not a curated record. Gene Ontology annotation, cellular component: Golgi apparatus. Bases 28 to 954 code for a protein of 308 amino acids. NCBI's taxonomy places the organism in Eukaryota, Metazoa, Mollusca, Gastropoda, Lepetellida, Haliotidae. The transcript is spliced from 6 exons.